CCAAUCAGCUGUUUUGAAAGCGCUAAAUGAUUUUAUGAUCAAAGUGAUGUUCACGUUUAUCACUAAAUUUGCGAGAUAAUUUCGUUGACAUCUAAAGCGAAAUUAGUGUCAUUUAAGUGAAAGCGUCCCAUUACUCUACAAGGAAAAUUUUGAGGCAAAAAUGAGAACUCUAAUAUUAACGUUGAUCGUCUGCUCUUUUAUUCAUGCUUCUACUGCAAGGAACAUUGUUGAUGAAAUAGAAAUAUUACUGGAUCCAGAUUUACUUCGAAAUGUCUCUCAACUCAUUUCUAGCAAAGGCUAUCCCGUGGAAGAACAUACGGUGCAGACGAAGGAUGGUUACCUUCUAGGCUUGCAAAGGAUUCCUCACGGCAGAACGGAAGUCUAUCAUUUACAGCCUAGGCCGGUGGUUUUCCUACAGCACGGCUUGCUGUCAGCUGCAUCGGAUUACGUCAUCAACUUUCCAGAACAGAGUUUGGGGUUCAUAUUGGCCGAUGCUGGAUACGACGUCUGGCUUGGGAACACCCGAGGAAAUACGUACUCUCGGAAGCAUGUGAAGUACACUCCAAAAAUGAAGGAGUUCUGGGAAUUCAGCUUUGAUCAGAUGGCUCAGUACGAUCUCCCAGCUAUGAUCGAUUACGUCCUGAAGACUAGUGGACAGGCAAAACUGAAUUACGUCGGCCACUCCCAAGGAACUUCGGCGGCUUUUGCACUCUUGUCGGAGAACCCGGAAUACAACAAAAAGGUUAAACUUUUCAUUGCUCUGGCUCCUGUCACGACCGUGGGUUAUAUCACGAGCGCCAUCAAAUAUUUGGCCCCCUUCACUAAAGAAAUUGAUUUCCUUUUCGAGAUCCUUGGCAUUGGAGAGUUCUUGCCAAACAAUGUCAUCAUGAAGUACCUCAGCGAGCUGGUUUGUGAGAAAGAAAUCAGGUAUCUUUGUGAAGAUGUGAUGUUCUUGAUGUUUGGGACAGAUAAGGCGGAGCUCAAUCAGACAAGAAUUGGAGUAUAUUCUGCCCAUACCCCUGCUGGUUCUUCGACUCAAAGCGUAGUCCAUUAUGCCCAACUGGUUAAUUCGAAAACUUUCCAGAAGUACGACUAUGGCAAGAAGGGGAACAUGAAACACUAUAACCAGACAACGCCUCCACAGUACGAUGUGUCCAAAAUAACAGCUCCUGUGGCUCUCAUCUGGUCAAUGAACGAUGCUCUUGCUGAUCCUGUCGAUGUCGAUAUUCUUAUCGGCAAACUUAAGUCGAUGGUGUCCAAUUACUGCGUUCCAUUCCCACUCUUCAACCACCAAGAUUUUGUCCUGGCUGUUGAUACACGAAAGCUACUGUACGAUCAUCUCUUGCAACUUCUAAAAAAGUUUGAACGUAUAAAUUGAACCUGUAACCAUUUUUCUAUACACUAUUCAAAUAAAUAUGAAAGAGACAAGUAUUUACACUCUUGAAAAGCUUACUUUUCUUUCGCAUUUCG
Molecule: messenger RNA, 1470 nt
Organism: Uloborus diversus
Lineage: Eukaryota; Metazoa; Arthropoda; Arachnida; Araneae; Uloboridae
Product: gastric triacylglycerol lipase-like
Exons: 9
Coding region: 161-1378 (405 amino acids)
Biological process (GO): lipid metabolic process
Molecular function (GO): hydrolase activity, acting on ester bonds
Source: RefSeq, a predicted model, not a curated record